Phytomonas sp. Hart1 is the source of this 1696-nucleotide messenger RNA. Lineage: Eukaryota; Euglenozoa; Kinetoplastea; Trypanosomatida; Trypanosomatidae. The record is from the annotation of a GenBank genome assembly.
GUUCGCGCUGUAGGUAAGUCUCUCUUCUUACUGAGACUACUUGUAGGAUCUUUUAAUUGCUUUCAGUGAUAAAAAUUGUAAAACAAGCGUUCUUUAGUAGUAGUAGAGAUAUUAUGAGCUCCUGUGAAGCUCGUGCAGAACGGCUGCGCCGUGUUAACCAUUACAAAGCGGUACAGGCUGAGCUAGCAAGACAAAAAGAAGAGGCUGAUUUUAUUGCGCGACGAGAACAAAGGGCACGUGCCUGUAGGGAAGAUGAAGCGUUAGCUGCUGAGUUAGCAGAGCAGCAAGCUAAGAUUACCAAAGAUGAAAAAAUGCUUCUGUUUGUUCGGGACUUUCCUGAAGUACGCAACUUGGAACAUAAACUGAAGGAUGCAUAUCUAAAAAAGGCGCGAGCCGAACAAGUAAUUGACUCAAAUACUGCCAGGGAGCAAGAGGUGGAAGAACAAAGAAAGUAUCUUCAAGUACUAAAUGAGGAAUGCAAGCAAGCUGAAGCUUUGGAGGAGAAGAAGCGUUUACGGGAAAUCCAGCGCUUCCGGGAGCAUCAAGAAGCGCAGUUAAAUCUUAUUAGGGAACACCAACAGGCUGCUCUCGAGGAGGUGAGUGAGCGGCUGCGAGAGCGGAUUGCCGUUGACGCGGUGGUGGCUCGUGUUAAUGAAAAGGAAUUCCUCAAUGCCCUUGAACGGAAGGAAAAGCAACGGAAACUCCAAGAGGAGAAGGACGAAUUUUAUCGCAUUCGUAUGGCCUUGAAGAAGGCAGAGCAGGAACGGGAGGCCAAGGAGGAGGCUGCCAUCCUGGCUUAUCUUGCAGAGCAAAACCGACGCAAGGAGGCGGAUGGAAAGACAUUCCGUGAGCGGAACCAGGUGAGGGCUAAUAUUCUUGAGGAACAGGGUCGCUUUAUAAUUGAGGAGCAGCGAAAGAAGGAGGAGUUAGAAGAGCUCUUGUACAACUAUUACAAAGAAGAGCACAUUGCUAAGGAACAGGCUUUGCUAAAGGCCGAGAAGGAAAGCCGUGAGCGUAUGAGUGCUGCAAUUGCGCAUGAAAAUAUUGACCUUAUCGAGCAGCACCGUAAAGCACGUGAGAAGGAACAAGCCGAGGAGAUGGCGUAUCGCCAACGGCUCAUGGAAGAGCUUGCUGCAAAUGCCAAGUUGGAUCAGUUGAACAAGAGGCUGCAGUUUCAGCGCAAAAAGGAAAUCAUCGCGGAAUCUCAGAGACAGAUGGAAGCCCGACAAAAACUCAAAGAUGAGGAAAGGAAAAUCGAGGAGCAAGUCGAUAAACUGGAACGUAAACGCGAGGAAGAGAUACAGGAGUAUAUCCGACGCGCUCGUGCGCAGCUGCUAGAGGAGCAUAUGUCAAAGCUUGGUAGGUUCGCCCCAAUUCGCUAUCUCAAACCUGAUGAGAAAGAAAAAUAUUUACCUCAAAUGAAUUCUCUUAGUGAAACCUCAUGACACGUUUGUUGAAGCCAAUUCAGUGUCAUUAUUGGGUACGUUUGGUAGGAAACAUGUAGGGAGAACUCCGUAAGACGAGGUCAAGUAACAAGGAGGAAUGUCCUUUAUCGAAUACUUAUAAAUGUAUAUUCCACUCCACUCCAUUUCAUUUAUAUUUAUAUCUUGAAUUAAUGUUCACACGGAAACAAUGACAUGUAGAGGAACGAUAACCACCCAUCUAGACUGAUUAAUCUUAAUAAGAGUGCCAUACU